UCAAUCUCCAGUAUCGGAUGGUACUAACAACCAGCAAGAUACAGAUACAUCGAAAGCAGAGGAAUUAACCCGGGGAGGAAAUCUGUUCAAUGUUGGAUUUACUGUACAGGGGACCAAAGGGAAAUAUUAAAUCCUUGAAUGGUUUGAGAUUUAACCUAAAAAUGACCGCCCGAGCCGGUAUUUUCGAUUUGGAACGGGUUCUCAAAGUGUGAUGGCAGCAGUCCAGUGAAUUGCUGGCCUCUCCUUUUCCUUGCCGUUGGAUUUCUUGGGGAGUGCAUUGGUCUGUGGUUAUUUUGACAGAUUUUAUUGUCAUUCUCGUCAAUUACUUUUACUCUUUCUAUCUAUGGAGUGUACGUAAUCCGUCGUUGUACUGGGGUUUGUACACGGGGGCAAAAUGUGGGUAAAUAGGAAGGGGAUACCUAGACCCUAAGGAUUCUCUCAACCCAGUCCCCCAGCAGUCAGAGAAGGUGGCGGACCUCAUUGAGGCAAACCUGGGCCGUUGGCACUAAAAUGUCCUUAAGUAGUGGCACUGCAGGCGGGAAAGGUGUGGACUCGAAUGCGGUGGACACUUACGACAGCGGUGAUGAGUGGGACAUCGGUGUAGGAAAUCUGAUUAUCGACCUAGACGCUGACUUAGAAAAGGACAAACUUGAGAUGUCUGGAACCAAGGACGGCGGGGGUAUGACGGCUCCGCCCAGUGCUGUUGCAGCUUUGCCUGACAACAUCCGAUUUGUUAGUCCUGUACCUGGCCCUCAAGGCAAGGAGAGUAAAUCUAAAUCCAAACGCAGCAAAAACUCAAAAGACAAUACUAGCAAGGUCUCAGCUGGAGAUGGGGCCAAGAAAGAAGGGCAGACGCGAACCCAAGGGGAACCAACCAACACUGGUGCUACUGCAGGAGCCACUAGCAACAAUUCCACUACUGGCAAAGGAAUGGAGAAGGGUGGCAAAGUCUCUCGGAGCAGUGGUAAAAAAGACAAGGAAGGGGCAAGUGGGAAAAGUAAGAAGGAGAAAAGCGAGGGAGUGCCAGUGGUGGUAAUAGCUGCCACUGAAAAGGAGGUGGUUUCUCAAGUAGCUUUGGGGGUUAACCGUAGUGCCCCCUUUGAGAACACACAAUCUACAGACUUGGUAGGGGACGAUCAGCUGGGAAAUAUUGCACUUGAGUCUGUUGGGAUAGUUCCAGCAUUGACAAUUAAAACUGAACCGCAGGAGCUGGACAAUAUAGAAUGCAGAACAUUGAAGAAAGUGAAAAAUGAAAAGAUGGAAUCUCCUGUCUCCACACCGGCCCCUCCCCCCCUCCACAUCCUGGCCGCCGUGGGCGACAACAUCGCGUCCCCGUGCGAGCAGAUAAUGGUACGCACGCGCUCGGUGGCGUCCAACACAUCAGACGCGUCCCUGGCCACGGAGCCCGAUUGCCUUGGUCCCUGCGAGCCCGGGACUAGCGUCAACCUGGAGGGCAUUGUGUGGCAAGAGACCGAAGACGGCAUGCUGGUGGUGAAUGUGACCUGGAGGAACAAGAGCUACGUCGGUACCCUGUUGGACUGUACUCGACACGAUUGGGCACCUCCCAGGUUCUGUGAGUCUCCCACCAGUGACUUGGAGAUGAGGAAUGGCCGGGGCCGGGGAAAGAGGAUGAGGCCCAACAGCAACACACCCGUCAACGAGAACAGCAACUCGUCGGACAACAAGGGCAGCGGCACCAGCAAGACACGCGCCGCCAACAACAACAGUAAGGGCCGGCGGGGCAGCCAGACGUCGUCGGAGCGCCGCACGCCACCCAACAGCAACACAGAGGACGUCAAGGCCAGCCCCUCAUCGGCCAGCAAGCGCAAGUCCAAACCUGCCUCAGACAUGGAGCCCAACUCCAGCUCUGAGGACACCAAAGGCAACAAGCGCAUGCGCACCAACUCCAACAGCGGUGGAGGAGGGGCGCCUCCCCCUGUCCUUCCCCCCAUCCCCUCAAUUAAAACUGAGCCCCAGCCUCCGACGCUCGACCGCAACUGCCCCUCGCCGGUCCUCAUCGACUGCCCACACCCCGGGUGCAACAAGAAGUACAAGCACAUCAACGGCCUCAAGUACCACCAGGCACGCGCACACAACGACGACGACGACAUCAAGCUGGACCUGGAUGGGGACAGUGAGUACGGGGAGGACUCCACGCUUCAUCCUGAGCCGGGGAACUGCAACGGGGCCUCCAGUUCUCACAAAGGCUGCCUGUCUCCCGCACGGUCCGUCACCCCAAAAGGAAGGGGCUUUGACUGCCAGAGUCCGUCUCCUUCCCCUGGCAAGUUUGGUUCCAAACAGAGUAAAAAGAAAGGUGGUGACGCUGACCCUGAAGCAAGCGGCAUGCCGAUAGAAGGCUGUGACGACGGGCCCUGUCUCACCGACGAGGCCAGCAACGACGGCAUGGAAAAGUCCAAGUCCCACAAAAAGUCCAAGACCGACAAACUUUCUCAGAAGAACAUGAAGUCAUCGUCCCGGCCUGUACCACCAGGGAGCGUAGCUUCCCAGCAGCUCUACUCCCUACAGGCCGCCUCUUUCCCUGCAGGGGGGAACCCCAAUGCCUCCCUAGCGAUCCCCCCUAUGAUACAGGGCAUCCCCAAAAGCCCCCAGAUGAAGGGCGCCCAGCCCACCAAACCUCCCGCCGCGACGGGAGACCCUCCCGCGCUGAACCCUGCUUCCGGUGCCUCAAAAGAGAAGAAGAAGAAGGAGAAGAAGAAGAGAGACAGCAGGAAGGAGGCAGACAGUCCCAAGCCUCCGGGUAAAGGGGGGAAACCAGAAGAGGGCAAGAGCCCCUACUCUGAGUCCUCAGAGCCAGGAAAAGGUGACGGGCUACUUAACGGCUCCUCUGACCCUCACCAGAGCCGUCUUGCCAGCAUCAAGGCAGAGGCGGAUAAGAUCUACAGCUUCACCGACAACGCCCCCAGUCUGUCCAUAGGGGUGGCCAGCCGGAUAGAGGGCACGGGAAUGCCUCAGCCCCUCACGCCUCUCCACGUGGUCACCCAGAAUGGUGGCGGAGCCGACAACUCCUCGGUCAAGACCAACAGCCCGGCGUACUCGGACAUCUCGGACGCAGGGGAGGACGGCGAGGGCAGACUUGUGGAAGGGGUGAAGGUCAAGGUGGAGGACCAAGGCAUCAGAGAAGGAGCCAAGAAAGCCUUGUUCCCCAGCCAGACGCCCAACAAGGAGUCUCCGUACUAUGCCGGCUAUGAGGCCUACUACUCGCCCAACUACACCUGCCCCAGCCCCGGUGCCGCCAACCCGGGCAUGCCGCACACCGAAAGUCCGGCGGUGAAAGUGAAGCGUGAGGACGAACAGGAGAAUGUGGAAGACAAGGUCAAAGUGGAGCCUCACGAAGAUCGCAAACCCGAGAUGAACGCCUCCAGUCAACAACAACAACAACAUCAUCAUCAACAGCAGCAGCAGCAGCAGUCAGUCAUCCAACAGCGCUCCAACAUGUACAUGCAGCCUCUCUAUUACAACCAGUACUCCUACGUUCCCCCGUACGCCUACCACCCGGACCAGGCCUACCACAACCACCUGCUCAACACCAACCCGGCCUACCGGCACCAGUACGAGGAGCGCCAGCGCCAGGUGAUCUCUGAGCAGCACCGGGCGGCAGUGGCAGAGAAGAAGAGCUCUGACGCGGCGGCCAUGAAGGAACGCGAGGCCUCCAUGAAGGAGGAGUGGAAGCAGAAGGCCUUGGGGCCGCCCACUCUCUCCAAGGCCCCUGGCAAGACAGACAGCCUGGCCAACAAGACCCAACAGAACCAGGGUAAGACCAGAGACUCUCCAUCGGAGCCCUCCAAGGCCUCCGCCACAGGCCUGAAAGGAGAGGUAUCUAAGUCCCAGCAGGCCGAAGGACUGAAGAUGAAGCUGAGUGAAGGGGGGCACCAUGGGAAGGAGGACUCCAAGCCAAGCCUGGACUCCAGAGCGGGGAUAGAGCAAGCCAUGUGGUACAGACAGCAGACCCAGAUGGAGGACGAGCAGCAACAACCACCACCACCGCGGUGGAAAGACGAGCGAGACCGAGAGCGAGAGAGAGACCGCGACCGCAAAGGGAAGGACGACAGGCCCAACAGGCCCAAGGAGAGUGGCGGUCCCAAAGAGGAGGAUGGCGCUGGUCCGAAAGAGGGCCCAGACCCCAGAACGUCUUCUGCUGAGGACCAACGGGUCAUAGGCAAAGACCCUCGCGCCAAUGCCCACAUGCAGUUCUCCUCAGCCCUGGCGCAGCAUCAGGGCUACAUGCCCUAUAUGCAUGGUUACCCUUAUGGGCAGGGCUAUGACCCCAGCCACCCCGGGUACAGAGGCAUGCCCACGGUCAUGAUGCAGAAUUACCCAGGUUCCCCCUACCUGCCCGCGGGCUACCCGUUCUCCCCUUACGGUGGCAAGAUGGCCGGCGGUGAGGAGGAGGCGAGGGGAGGUGACAAGUCGCGCGCCAGCCCCACGGUGAGCGGCAAGGCAGCUUCGGUGGACUCCAAGGCCCUGGACAUCCUGCAGCAGCACGCCAGCCAGUACAAGAGCAAGUCCCCCACGGUGGGCGACAAGCCGUCCCAUGAGAGGGACAGGGGAGAGAGGAGCGGCGGGGAGAGGGACAUGGAGCGGCCACGCUCCUUGCCCUCCCAGCGCAUCAUGCCCUCCCAUCACCACCUGGGAUACCCGCUGCUCUCGGGCCAGUAUGAUCUGUCCUACACUACAGGUCUCUCGUCAUCAGCUAUUGUUGCCAGUCAGCAAGCCGCAGCUCCCUCCCUCUACCCCCCGGCGCGGAGAUGAAAACGGGAGCCGACACCUCGCCACCCUGCAAAGAUUCAUGUGACUGGCUCACAUGAGGAAGCCCUGGGCUCGGAGUCCAUUUUAGACAUCAGUUGAAUGGUGUUUCUAUAUUUUUAGUUCUCUGCCUGAAUGUCCGGCAGAUUCUUUUUUUCUUCUCCUAGCAGCAUCUUUUUCCCUCAUUUCCCUCCUGCCCCACCGUGGACUAGGACUGACCUCACCCAAGGUUCAAAGCCAUCACUGUCUGCCCAUGUGCACACCUCCGCUGAUAUCUAUUGGUCUUUGCACUGUUGAUGAACGAACACAUGCAAAAAUAGACCAACUGUGACUGUGACUGUGACUGCCUGAAAAGCUGAAAAGGGUUUCUGACUGCAUAGUCUUUUUUAGUCCCGUGCAGAACGGGGCUGGGGGGGUGAUGGGGGAGGGGUCAAACUAAAAUAAAGACUGACAAAACUAAACAAGUGAAUCAUGUUGAAAUGUUUGAACUUGCUGUUGUUGGCCUGUUGUGCGCAGUGUGCCAGUAUAUACUGACAAUGGUCAUUAGUAGGUUUACUGUGUGUGGUGAGAGGACGCUUGAGGAGAGAGGCUCAACCUCCUCAGACUUCUAUAGGUGUUGAAGGGUUUGUUUUCUCAUCCCUCAACCAGCCAUUUGCUCGCUAAACACCUCUUGGUUCACUUUUCAGGGAUAGACAUAAUUAUUGUGUGAAGGGAACACAUUCACCUCAAUACAGUUCAUGUUUUGUGUUUUCUUGACAUUUGCAUUGUUCAUUUCACUGCAUGAGUGACUUUUCUUUCAGUUAACUUGAUUCCUCCCCACUUCCCAAUCCAUCCUUUUAAUGUGUUUUUGAUACGCCAGUCAUACUUCACCCUUUCCGUACACUGAAUCAACCUAAUCACACAGAUACCGUGGCUCACUGAUCAAUAUUGCACUGACUGAUGGACAGUUGUAACCAUGGUUUCUGUUCAGAAGUGUAGAGCUGUUUGUUACCUCAGAACACUGGGGAUCAUUUACUGAAGAGGUCGGCCAUUUUCACCUGUCAGCAUACAGUACCUUACUGGUCCUUCAAUCGGCACAGCAAAUGGACCAGCUCGUUAUCCUGUCAAUUUCCAUGGAGGAAGAAUCAAACAACUGAUUGCAGAGGAUGCGGAAGGAUGCACAACGUAAAGUCAAGGCAGAACCAGGGAGGAGCGAUGCCCGGCUAGACAACACACAGCCAACCACGCACAUCUAGCUGCUAGCUCAGAGCGACCCCAUCCCGUCAGCAACACCGCUUCACUCCUAUAUAUCCUUGGCUUAGCAACCCUUCCCCUGUUACAGUAGUGCAGCACUGAGCCAAUGGGGGAGUCCCAGUAGAUUCAACCAAGCCUGGCCCAUGUUUGGCACUCCUUUCACUGGGUGGCCCUUCAGGUGACAACUGCCAGAGACUGUUACAAGAUCGCAUUACCGCUGGGCUCCCCUCAGUAGAGGGACAUCACCUGUCUUGACUCCCACUCACCUCAUUCAACCCCCUGUCGCUGCCACUCGCCUCAUUCAACCCCCUCUCUCUGCCACUCGCCUCAUUCAACCCCCUCUCUCCCACUCAGACCAGUGGGGCAGUAGGGGUUUUGGAGAUGAGGGGGGAGUGUAGUCUCUCAGACCAGUGGGGCAGUAGGGUUUUGGAGAUGAGGGGGGAGUGUAGUCUCUCAGACCAGUGGGGCAGUAGGGGUUUUGGAGAUGAGGGGGGAGUGUAGUCUCUCAGACCAGUGGGGCAGUAGGGGUUUUGGAGAUGAGGGGGGAGUGUAGUCUCUCAGACCAGUGGGGCAGUAGGGUUUUGGAGAUGAGGGGGGAGUGUAGUCUCUCAGACCAGUGGGGCAGUAGGGUUUUGGAGAUGAGGGGGGAGUGUAGUCUCUCAGACCAGUGGGGCAGUAGGGUUUUGGAGAUGAGGGGGGAGUGUAGUCUCUCAGACCAGUGGGGCAGUAGGGUUUUGGAGAUGAGGGGGGAGUGUAGUCUCUCAGACCAGUGGGGCAGUAGGGUUUUGGAGAUGAGGGGGGAGUGUAGUCUCUCAGACCAGUGGGGCAGUAGGGUUUUGGAGAUGAGGGGGGAGUGUAGUCUCUCAGACCAGUGGGGCAGUAGGGGGUUUGGAGAUGAGGGGGGAGUGUAGUCUCUCAGACCAGUGGGGCAGUAGGGUUUUGGAGAUGAGGGGGGAGUGUAGUCUCUCAGACCAGUGGGGCAGUAGGGUUUUGGAGAUGAGGGGGGAGUGUAGUCUCUCAGACCAGUGGGGCAGUAGGGUUUUGGAGAUGAGGGGGGAGUGUAGUCUCUCAGACCAGUGGGGCAGUAGGGGGUUUGGAGAUGAGGGGGGAGUGUAGUCUCUCAGACCAGUGGGGCAGUAGGGUUUUGGAGAUGAGGGGGGAGUGUAGUCUCUCAGACCAGUGGGGCAGUAGGGGUUUUGGAGAUGAGGGGGGAGUGUAGUCUCUCAGACCAGUGGGGCAGUAGGGUUUUGGAGAUGAGGGGGGAGUGUAGUCUCUCAGACCAGUGGGGCAGUAGGGUUUUGGAGAUGAGGGGGGAGUGUAGUCUCUCAGACCAGUGGGGCAGUAGGGUUUUGGAGAUGAGGGGGGAGUGUAGUCUCUCAGACCAGUGGGGCAGUAGGGUUUUGGAGAUGAGGGGGGAGUGUAGUCUCUCAGACCAGUGGGGCAGUAGGGUUUUGGAGAUGAGGGGGUGUUAAUCAAAGGUUAUUUAAAAACAGUCACAGUGAUCUUAGAUUUGUUCUUUGCCUGUUUAUUUAUUCAAGAACCCUUUUUGAAGAAGAUCUAGGGAUGUUGUCUGGAUUGAAGCAUGGAUGAACUCUUGAGUUGAGAAGCUUAAUUUAACCUUUGUGCCCAUUUAAGCAAGGAGCCAUGAAAUGAUGCCUCCGUAGUGGGAUACAGCACUUAAAACACAAUGUCCUCCCCUCCACUAAUGUAGGCCCUGCAAAAAGACUCCUUUCCUAUUCACACAAAGUAGUCGCUAUACAAUGUAUAGAAAAGGCUUCAUAUGGUGUGUGUGAGCUGGAGUCGUUGAGAGUGAAGCUAAACCAGUCAUUUAAAGUGAAAGAUGUAUAUUUAUUUUUUCUAUUUUCAGGGAGGGGUACUUGCGCUAUACAAACGAGGCUUGUUGACAGUCUGCCCUGUAAGAAACAAUGUGGAAUGUUCCAGAAGUCAACAUACUGCUGGCCAGAACAUUAUCACGAUUGUCAGGUAGCUUCUUUUUUAUUUCUGUUCAGUAUUGAAGUACACAUACACCUGGAAUUCACUAACUUGAACCUGCUAGCUUGGUGGUGUAACCCCUUGUAAAGGACUAGGACAGUUAACAUAUUAGUCUCAUUGUGUUGCUAGUUUCUUGUCCUAUAGGACUAGGACAGUUAACAUUUUAGUUUCUUGUCCACAAGUGUCAUGGUUCAUAAAUAGAAUGGUGUUGCGACCUGUAUAUCUGAAUGUGACAGUGUGUUGAGAUGUCCUGUACAACUAAUAUCUAAUAGAAAUUUAGACCGCUGUGACGUUGUAUGACGCAUCAGUGGAUUGUCAUUUCUACAUGUCCCAAGUAGGUGGAGUAAGAAUGGCGUUCCACUAUACUGGAGGAAGAGACUUGUGCAUUGCUCCAAAGGACAGGGAUUUAGACUUGGUUGAAUGAGAAUCGUAUUGCCUUGGGGGUAUUAUAAAGCCACACAAGCAAGUACUUUCUAUCCAGCAAAUUAAAGGAAAAAGCUCUUGAUUUUGUGUUAUUUUUGGAGGACAUCCUUUCUUUGUUAGCGACUCUUUGAUUGAGUUGUUUUUUUGUUCUCCAGAACGGCAGUUGCUUCAGUUGUCUCAAUUGGUGCUUAUGAAAACAUCCUUUAUCCCUUGGGAACAAAGACACUCUUUCUGACGUCUUAAAUUACCAGAUCAUGUCUCGUCUCCCUCACCUUCCUCACGGGCCCUCUCGUGUCACUCAAAACCCUCAAAGUAUCAGUCACUGGUACUUGCAAGGAUGUUUACAAUGGUUUUCAUUUCUAUGGUUGAGCCCUGUCUCCUGUGGUCUCACCCCUUCCCUCCCUCUUCUCCUUCAUCCUCCCCUUCAGGAGUUUAUGUAAAGUGUGCAUUACCACCACGGUUCUUUUUUUUAUACAAUACUGUAAACUUGCCUUUGUACAUUUGGGCGAAAAAUAAAUCUUUUUAUGAGA
This is a messenger RNA of Salvelinus namaycush (lake trout), 8942 nucleotides long. RefSeq names its product zinc finger protein 609-like. Gene Ontology annotation, biological process: regulation of transcription by RNA polymerase II. The record is from RefSeq and is a predicted model, not a curated record. The transcript has 9 exons. Gene Ontology annotation, cellular component: nucleus. The coding region runs from base 511 to 4770 and encodes 1419 amino acids. NCBI's taxonomy places the organism in Eukaryota, Metazoa, Chordata, Actinopteri, Salmoniformes, Salmonidae.